Molecule: messenger RNA, 5097 nt
Organism: Mustela erminea (ermine)
Lineage: Eukaryota; Metazoa; Chordata; Mammalia; Carnivora; Mustelidae
Biological process (GO): virion assembly; proteolysis; DNA integration
Molecular function (GO): aspartic-type endopeptidase activity; nucleic acid binding; zinc ion binding
Source: RefSeq, a predicted model, not a curated record
AUGGGGCAAACUCAGAGUACCCCGCUCUCCCUUCUCCUGGCUAACUUUAAGGAUGUUCGGGCGAGAGGCAAUGACCUAAGCCUGGACAUCUGGAGGUCGAAACUUAUCACUUUCUGCCGCUCCGAAUGGCCAAGCUUCGGAGUAGGAUGGCCCACUCAAGGCACUUUUUGCCUUCCCGUAAUCCUUAGGGUUAAGGAUCAGGUAUAUCUCCCAGGUAAACAGGGACAUCCAGACCAAGUCCCUUACAUUACAGUUUGGCAGGAUCUUGUGGAAAAACCCCCGCCUUGGUUGACCCCCUUUCAGUUUUCUGAAAGCUGCAAGGUCCUCACAGCCAAACCGACAGAAGCACGAAGACCUCGGACCCCAUCUGCACCCUCUCCACCCGUCCUCCCUGAUAGUCAAGACUUACUUAGUCUAGAUCCGCCCCCUUAUCAAACCCCUCCUGCCGCCGCUGCGGCUAGGCCCGCCCCGGCCGAAGACGCCGUGCGGGGCGCUGAAGCAGAAGGUCGAGAAGUAAUUGUUACAGUCCCUGUCACUUAUGGAGGGACUGACGGCCCUGCUGGGCACACUAGGAGGCGUAAUCAGAGAGAAAAUCCGUUACGCCCGGCGGACUCAACUGUGGCUUUGCCCCUUAGAGAGAUUGGCCUCCCCGAUGAUACUGGUAAUCCCCGACUCCAAUAUUGGCCUUUCUCAACUAGCGAUCUCUAUAAUUGGAAGGCCCAAAACGCGCGAUUUUCAGAUAAUCCGAGAGAUCUCAUAGUUCUUCUAGAUAGCAUCAUGUUCACUCAUCAACCCACCUGGGAUGAUUGUCAGCAGCUCUUGCGUAUCCUAUUCACUACCGAAGAGAGAGAGAGAAUCCAGGUGGAAGCAAGGAAGCUGGUUCCUGGAGACGAUGGUAGACCAACCAUGAAUCCAGACCUCAUCAAUGCGAGUUUCCCUUUAACUAGGCCUAAUUGGGAUCACAACACGGCAGAAGGUAGGGGACGGCUGCUCAUUUAUCGCCAGACUCUAAUGGCGGGUCUCAGGGCUGCUGCUCGCAAGCGCACCAAUUUGGCCAAAGUGUAUGCAGUUUUGCAAGGUAAGACAGAGAGUCCAGCUGCAUUUUUAGAGAGAUUAAUGGAAGCCUUUAGGCAGUUUACCCCUAUGGAUCCUGAAGCCCCUGAAAAUCAGGCAGCAGUAGUUAUGUCUUUUGUAAACCAGGCAGCAUCAGAUAUUAAAAAGAAGUUGCAGAAAUUAGAGGACCUAGAGGGCAAACAGAUUCAGGACCUACUCCGCAUUGCACAACGGGUUUAUAAUGCCCGAGAUACUCCGGAGGAUAAACAACUCAAAGUAACAAGAGAAAUGUUCAAAGUUCUGGCUGCCUUUGUCCAGGAAGAAUCAACUCCCCGAGGGGAACCUCAAAAGGUCCGGAGGUUCCAAUACAAUCUGGACCCGGACCAAUGUGCAUUUUGUAAAGGAAAGGGACAUUGGGCACGUGAUUGCCCCAAGAAAAGGCGCAGAUCGCAACCAUGGGGAACGAAACCCAACCCCACUCUGGUUACCUGAGAUUCAGAAUAGAGGGGAAGGGGUUCGGACCCCCUCCCCGAGCCCAGGGUAACCCUACAAGUGGAGGGGAAUCCUAUAGAAUUUCUAGUUGACACCAGAGCUCAACAUUCAGUGUUGACCAGACCUCAUGGAGAAGUUUCAGAAAAAUUCUCCUGGGUCCAGGGAGCCACUGGAAUUAAAAGGUACCCUUGGACGACUCAACGGACUGUUAACCUAGGCACAGGAGAAGUAACUCAUUCGUUCUUCAUUAUCCCUGACAGCCCUUGCCCUUUGUUGGGGAGAGACUUACUCACCAAAAUGGGAGCGCACAUUUAUUUUCAACCAGGCGGCCCCACAGUAACUAGCUCUCAGACCUUGCCAUUACCUAUCCUCACAAUGUGUUUGGAGGAUGAACAUCUACUCCACCAAACCACCCCCACUUCCCAGGAACUCAACAUCGAGUCUUGGCUUCACCGAUUCCCUAAAGCCUGGGCAGAAACAGGAGGCAUGGGGCUGGCUAGGCAUCGGCCGGCCCUCUUCAUAGAGCUAAAGCCUGGGGCUGACCCUGUCCAAAUCAAACAAUAUCCCAUGCCGAUGGAAGCCAAAUCAGGCAUCACCCCACAUAUUAGGCGUCUCCUGGACUCAGGUGUGUUACGCCCUUGUCACUCGCCCUGGAACACACCUUUGUUACCGGUGCGUAAACCCAAUAGUGGGGACUACCGACCUGUACAAGACCUAAAGGAAGUUAAUAAAUGAGUUAUGGACAUACACCCUACUGUCCCUAACCCCUAUACUCUUCUCAGUGCACUGGGACCCACCAGAAUAUGGUACACAGUUCUUGACUUAAAGGAUGCUUUUUUUAGCUUACCCUUGGCCCCCAAGAGCCAGGAUCUUUUCGCCUUUGAAUGGACAGAUCCUGAGAGAGGUAUAAAUGGACAGUUGACAUGGACUCGCCUCCCACAAGGGUUCAAAAACUCACCCACCCUAUUUGAUGAGGCCCUCUAUGAGGAUUUAAGUGAAUAUAGAAAGCAGAACCCUGAUAUAACACUCUUGCAAUAUGUGGAUGAUCUCUUAAUAGCUGCAGAUUCUCGACAAGCCUGUCUACGAGGAACAGAAAACCUCCUCCAGACUCUCGGUGACCUGGGAUACUGGGCCUUGGCGAAAAAGGCCCAAAUCAAGUCUGAGGUAAUAUACUUAGGGUACUUGUUAAAAGGAGGGCAAAGAUGGCUCACCGAUGCCUGCAAGAACACUGUACUCUGCAUUCCUCGACCUGCUACACCGCGGCAGGUAAGAGAAUUCUUGGGGACGGCAGGGUACUGUCGAUUGUGGAUACCGGGCUUCGCCAAAAUGGCCAAACCCUUGUACGUAACCUCUAAAACUCAGCAGACCUUUGAAUGGACAGAAGAGGCAGAACGGGCUUUCCAACAGGUGAAAAAGGCCCUCCUCUCAGCCCCGGCGCUAAGACUGCCAGAUGUAACCAAACCAUUCCACCUAUACGUGGAUGAACAUAAUGGGGUGGCUAAGGCAGUGUUGACCCAACAACUAGGCCCCUGGCCUAGACCUAUAGCAUACCUAUCAAAGAAACUAGACCUGGUAGCAGCAGGAUGGCCUCCCUGCCUCCGAAUGAUAGCAGCCACUGCCUUGAUGGUAAAAGACGCUGAUAAACUGUCAUUGGGUCAGGAAUUACGAGUGACCACUCCACACGCCAUUGAAAGUGUCCUCAAACAGCCCUCUGACCGAUGGAUGAGCAAUGCUCGCAUGGUCCACUACCAAGGACUAUUGCUAAAUCCUACGAGAAUAGUCUAUACUUCCCCUCAGGCCUUAAACCCCGCUUCGCUACUGCCUGACCCAGACCUAGAUGCUCCUCUCCAUGACUGCAUUGACAUCUUAGCCCAGGUCCAUGGGCUACGAGAAGACCUACAGGAUUAUCCCCUAACAGACGCUGAAGCCGUUUGGUUCACUGAUGGCAGCAGUUUCAUCCGCGAAGGACAAAGGUAUGCGGGGGCCGCAGUCACAUCAGAGACAGAAAUUAUCUGGGCUAGUGCAUUGCCUCCGGGCACCUCAGCACAAAAAGCCGAGCUAAUCGCCCUGACACAGGCCCUCAAAUUAGGACAGGACCUCCGAGUGACUAUAUAUACAGACAGCCGGUAUGCCUUCGCCACUGCCCACAUCCAUGGUGCAAUCUAUAGGGAGAGGGGACUAUUCACCGCCGAAGGAAAGAACAUCAAAAACAAGGAUGAAAUUCUGGCCUUACUAGCAGCCAUCUGGGCCCCUAAAAAAUUGGCCAUAGUCCACUGUCCCGGACACCAAAAACCAAACGACCCAGUCUCUAGGGGAAACAACCUUGCUGAUCAGGCUGCUCGCCAAGUAGCCUGUAGCAAAGUCCCAACGCUAACCAUGCAACUACCUAACCCAGGACCCCGGGAACUACCACCUCACCCGGAAUAUUCCGAAAAAGACGUCGCAUGGAUAAGUAAACUCCCAAUGGCCCAGGUCUAGGAUGGCUGGUGGCGAGAUAUAGAAAAUAAUAUCAUCCUUCCCGAGGCCACGGGACAAGAAGUUCUAGAGCGAAUUCACCAAACAACUCAUUUAGGUUCCAGGCGGCUACAAGACCUUAUGCAACAAUCUAAACUAUCUAUCAGAAACAUCGUUGAAAAAUCAGAAAGAAUUGUCACCGGAUGUGCAGUUUGCCAACUUCAAAAUGCCUACCCACAUUCUUCUGUGACCAGAUCCCGAGAGAGGGGAACCCUACCGGGAGCCUAUUGGGAAAUAGACUUUACAGAGGUAAAGCCCAGGAAAUAUGGCUAUAAGUACUUACUGGUGUUUAUAGAUACCUUUUCAGGAUGGACUGAGGCAUUUCCAACCAAGCAUGAGACUGCGCAGGUCGUAGCAAACAAACUACUCGAAGAUAUUCUACCCAGGUAUGGUUUUCCUGUCAUGAUAGGAUCAGACAAUGGGCCAGCCUUUGUCUCUAAGGUAAGUCAGGGUCUGGCUUCCACACUUGGGGUUAAUUGGAAAUUACAUUGUGCAUAUAGACCCCAGAGUUCAGGACAAGUAGAGAGAAUGAACAGAACCUUAAAAGAGACCCUCGCUAAAUUGACCAUGGAGAUUGGCGCUAACUGGGUGGCUCUACUCCCCUACGCUCUGUAUCGAGUACGCAACACCUCAUAUAAGCUGGGGUUCACACCUUAUGAGAUUAUGUAUGGUAGGUCUCCCCCCAUCAUACCUAAACUCAGAACUGACCUUAUCCAGUCAGAUCAUGGUAACUCCUUUUUAUUCUCCCUCCAAGCUUUACAACGAGUCCAUAAACGUAUUUGGCCAAGACUGAGAGACUUAUAUGCAACGGAACUUCCGUCUGUGCCCCAUCGGUUCCACCCUGGAGACUGGGUCCUUGUCAAGCGACAUCGAGCUGAAACCCUCGAACCUCGUUGGAAGGGACCCUUCCAGGUAAUCCUGACGACCCCUACAGCCAUCAAGGUGGACAACAUAGCAACCUGGAUACACCACACUCACGUGAAGCCAGUGGACCCAUUGUCAGAUCUCAUCAGAAAACCCAACCAAGAUAUCAGUUGA